This is a messenger RNA of [Candida] anglica, 626 nucleotides long. NCBI's taxonomy places the organism in Eukaryota, Fungi, Ascomycota, Pichiomycetes, Serinales, Debaryomycetaceae. The record is from the annotation of a GenBank genome assembly.
UCUCAUUUGAAGUUAAUAAAUUUUAUUUAGAUCAUCUAAUUCCUUAUAUCCUUAUAUCGAUUUUAAAAUCUUAAACAGUAAUAUCAAUUUAAAAUGGCUUGUUUCGCAAAAGUUAAGUGUUUCGUUUCCUCCUUCGUUGUGGCUUAUAUCAUCUAUUUGCUUACUUAUAAGUGUCACAACUUGAAUGAAUCUGCUAUCGAGCAUGGCGUUAAAUCCGUCUUCCAUCCUUUGUCUCAUACUCACAACCAAGCUUGUGAUAAAUUAAACCAAGGUGUUAACUUCUUGCAACCAUACUUGUCCUCUGCUCAAUCCACCAUUCAAUCCCAUGCUUUGUACAAGCAGUAUGCAGUUCAAGAUAAGGUUGAUACCGUAUCUACUUAUUACGCCACUUAUGCCGAAAAGUACGUUAUUCAAUUAUUCAAGUUAAUUGAAACUUAUGAAGUCAUUGUUGCUACUUAUGUGAUUUCUCUUUGGGCUAAGAUUCAACAUUUGUAUGCUACUGAAGUUGCCCCAAAGGUCAAGCUUGCUUAAGUCUUUAUAUGACUAUUAUUUAAGUAUUAAUGUAUUUAUGUUUUGAUUUAUUUAACAAUGUAACUAUUAUUAUCACUAUAUAUAUAUAUAUUUAU